AACUUCCUCCGAAAAAUCCCAAUCAAAUCAAAUCAAAUACUCUGUAAAGAUCAAGAACACAUCGCCUAGACCCCCUCUUCCUCCUUCUCUUUCUCUGACUUUCUCUCCUUCUGUCUUUUUUCCUUCUUUCUUAUUAAUUGCGUUUCUUAAUUUCAUCUCUAACAUUUCUGUUUUGCAGAAGGCACAAUCUUGUAGGGUUUCUUUAUUUUUGGGUUUUUUUUCUAUCUAUCUGUAUAUUAUUUGUUUUUGGCUGUUUUUCGUUAUGGAUGCAGGAUCUAUGAACACUUCUUCAAGCUUGAAAGCACAAUCUCGUUUCCCUCUUCAACAGCAGUUUCUUCCAAGAACGAACUCUAAAGAAAACUUGGAUAGAUUUAUACCAAACAGGUCAGCCAUGGAUAUGGAUUAUGCCCGUUUCAUGCUAACAGAAGGGAGAAAAGGAAAAGAGAACCCAACAGUGAACUCGCCGUCAAGAGAGGCUUACAGGAAGCAACUUGCUGAUUCCUUGAACAUGAACAGAACUCGAAUUCUAGCUUUCAAGAACAAGCCUCCUGCACCUGUUGAGUUGAUGCCUCAAGACCACUCUCAUCACCACCACCAGCCCAAAACAGCCAAGCCUCGCCGACAUAUUCCUCAGACUUCUGAGAGGACAUUGGAUGCACCGGAUCUUGUGGAUGAUUUCUACCUCAAUUUAUUGGAUUGGGGCAGCAGCAAUGUUUUAGCCAUAGCUCUUGGAAGCACUGUUUAUUUGUGGGAUGCUUCAGACGGUUCUACCUCAGAAUUGGUCACGGUUGAUGAUGAAGAUGGACCCGUUACCAGUGUCAAUUGGGCUCCUGAUGGACGCCAUAUUGCCAUAGGCUUGAACAAUUCUCAUAUACAGUUAUGGGAUUCUGCUUCCAAUAGACAGCUAAGAACAUUGAAAGGAGGCCACAGAUCGCGAGUUGGGUCAAUGGCAUGGAACAAUCACAUCCUGACAACAGGGGGAAUGGAUGGUCAAAUCAUUAACAAUGACGUGAGAAUUAGAUCACACAUUGUUGAGACUUACAGAGGGCAUACACAGGAGGUUUGUGGGCUUAAAUGGUCCGCUUCAGGUCAACAAUUAGCAAGUGGAGGCAAUGAUAAUCUAAUUCAUAUAUGGGAUAGAUCUACAGCAUUAUCAAACUCAGCAACACAGUGGCUUCACAGGCUUGAGGACCAUACUUCAGCAGUGAAAGCCCUGGCAUGGUGUCCUUUCCAAGGGAAUUUGCUAGCCUCUGGAGGAGGUGGAGGAGAUAAGAGUAUUAAGUUUUGGAAUACACAUACAGGUGCCUGCUUGAACUCGAUUGAUACCGGAUCUCAGGUUUGUUCUCUUUUGUGGAACAAGAAUGAAAGGGAACUACUUAGCUCUCAUGGGUUUACUCAGAAUCAACUCACUGUUUGGAAAUAUCCAUCAAUGGUGAAAAUGGCAGAGCUCACUGGCCAUACUUCUAGAGUCCUUUACAUGGCUCAGAGUCCGGAUGGUUGCACAGUGGCAACAGCAGCAGGGGAUGAAACACUCAGAUUCUGGAAUGUUUUUGGGGUUCCUGAAAUUGCUGCUAAGGCCGCUCCUAAAGCAACCAGAGCCAUUUUCUCACUUGAAUCGCAUUCGCUGAUUCUGAAAUCAAAACAGAAAACCAAGCUGCCUCCUGUGUGCAUAUGUUUGACCAGACCGACCACUUCCAGGGGAAAACAACAACUUGUUGUCAGGAGGGAUAGCGCAAUCAUUUGGCUCCACAUUUCAUCAUCCGACACCCUUCUCUCCAAUUAAUGUACAAAUAAAAGAAUGGUUUCGUCGAAGUACACAAUACCACGUAAAAUUUCUGUCU
Molecule: messenger RNA, 1841 nt
Organism: Populus trichocarpa (black cottonwood)
Lineage: Eukaryota; Viridiplantae; Streptophyta; Magnoliopsida; Malpighiales; Salicaceae
Product: cell division cycle 20.2, cofactor of APC complex
Biological process (GO): positive regulation of ubiquitin protein ligase activity; positive regulation of anaphase-promoting complex-dependent catabolic process; anaphase-promoting complex-dependent catabolic process
Cellular component (GO): anaphase-promoting complex
Molecular function (GO): anaphase-promoting complex binding; protein binding; ubiquitin ligase activator activity
Source: RefSeq, a predicted model, not a curated record